AGCAAUAAAGGAUGGGACCUGGGCAUGUGUCGGGGUUGGGGUGCUUGGUUUAGAGGUGAGUUUGUGACAGGCUGGACAGUUGUGUUACACAAAGGAAUUUUGUGCUGUUUACUACUGUGCACCCAUGCCAGCUGGUCAUUGAUGUAGCCACAGACGCCAGUGAAGGGCCCAGGGUGGAGAGCUACAGAAGUUGACAUUCCUCCUUCCGCUUUCUAGCUCUGUACUCCUUGCCUUCUGAUGGCCGGUUCCUGGGAGUAAGGCAUUAGCAGGAUGGGCACCGUACAGACCUGUAAAGAACGGCUGGGAGCAGGGACAGGGAAGACAGGUGGAGCUGGGCAGUUUUAGCUUCCAUGACUAGAGCUGCUGAGUAGGCCCAGACUUCAUGCCGUGGUAGGUCCUUCUGACUCCCAGGAGGCCACGGUGACAGCAAGGAAGCUAUGCAGUCAGGGCUGUGCUGGAGUGUAGAGGUUCUAACAGAGCCCUGGCGUGGGAGGGGGGAACGGGCAGACAGAUGGACGGACGGACAGAAAAGAAGAGGAGAGAUUUAAAUUCCAGCCUGUCAGGCAUGUGAGAUUGAAGCAGAAGAGAUUGCUAAGGGACAUAUCUGGGAGGAUAGAUGUGGCGUUUAAAGUCCUGCUGUGGGUGUGACCCUUUUUAAAUGAAAGGUUUACUUACAGUUAUUUUUUAUAUUUUGUGCUUGUCUGUAUGAUGUCUGUACACCAUGUGAGUGCAGUGUCUGCAGAGGCUACAUGAGGACAUUGGAUCCCCUGAAACUAGUUACAGCUGGAUUGUUGACCACCAUUGUGUGUGCUGGCUGCUGCGCCAUCUCUCCAGCCCUACAUUUUCUGUUACUUAGAUUACUUUGCUCUUUGGCAGUUGUGUGUAUAAGUGCCUUCUGAUUACUGGUGCCCCUAUGCAGGUCAGUAUUCCUGAGAAGACCUGGCCUGCAUUCAUGUCUCCUUGGAGUUGUUUCUUGCCGUCUGGGGUUCGACAUGGCGCCUCACUGAGUUGCUCAGGCUGCCCAUAAGCGCCUUGGCUCUGGUGAAUUACCCCCCUCUCCCCACAAAGCAUAAAUGUGAUGCCAGGGGAUCCAUCCAUCCACCCCAGAGAUGAGGACAGAGCCUGCCCUCCUGACCAGGGCUACUCACCCUGUUGGGCGCUUAGAGCAGAUGCAAGCUAUAUAUGUGCUCCAUGAGCUUGGACGCAGGGCCAUGUAAUUAUAUAUGAGGACAGUGACUGACUGUGGGGAUGUGCCCCCGUGUCCUGCAGGUGAGACACCCAGCACAGCCUUGUCUUGGUGCUUUCAUCACUGUGCAGGUCCCCUUUCAGGAGUCAGCCUUAGACAAGGAUGAGCCCCUUCUGCAAAGGGUACCUCCAUGAGUGUAUGGGGUCACUGUGCUGCUGUUUAGUGGUUCCCAGGGGUGAACAGGAGGAGAGGCCAUGCUGUUUGUGGUGCAGAAGUUAUGUGUACUUGUCUUAGCUCUCAAGAGUAUGGAGUUAAAAUGCUUUCUGCUGUGCUCUCCAGUAGAUUACCCCAUUUUAGGGAACAGGUGAAGUUUUUCUUUGAGACACACAGCAGUUCCGUGUGAGCUCUGCAGGCUGCUGGGCUCCGUCCAGGUAGGACUGACUCUCGCUUUUACAUUCAACACCCUCGGCCAAGGGUGGUUCACAGAAACCAGCACAAACAGCAGAAACCAGACGCUAGUUCCAAGCAUCUGCAAAACAUUUGUUAAAUGAAAAGAAGGUGGCAGGUGACAGCUGUUCCCAGCACAUCAUGAACGGUGUGGGAUUGGUUUAACGUGUAAUCAGAGUCAGAGUGCCCUGAAGGACUAGUAAGCUGCUUGUCAGUAACAGUUGUCUUGGUAACCAAAUGCUGCUCUGAAAGGCCACAUUGCUGUUUAUUCAGUCAUGUGCUGUUGGUGCUUGGGGCUCUGAUCUCUUGGGGCUCUGAGCACCUGAUUAAGAUGAUGGAAGACGUAGGGCUGCAGUGUUUGGGAGCACAAGGAAGGCGCGGGUCAAGGGGCAGGAGUCAGGGCAUAGUCAGUGUAGGAGUUGUGUUGUUCUUCUGAGUGUGGCUCUACACUGUGGGCAGUGGUGUUUAGGUGUGCACAACAGAGGGCAGGGUGUCCGUCAGAGGAAGCAGGAUUGGCAGGGUUGGCCAAGGGUUGGGUGUAGAGUGGACUCAGAACCUAUGGGCUUGAUGAGUCCUUAGGGCAGGGAGGAGGGAGGUCCAGCCUUGGCAGACUGGCCAGUCACUCAUUUUUGCAGGCCAGUACCUAGAGCCAAGUGAUUCACUGGCAGCAGACCCACAGCCUUUUUCUACACCUUAGCUUUCCACCAGUGAUUUGCUGGACCGGGCCUUGUUCUGCUAGGGUGUGAAUGCCCUAAGGCUUUGAGGGACAUCAAGACAGCAGAGCAGGCAGGUCAGUGGGGCCAACGAGGUUUAAAGGAGGCAGCAGGGCCCUGUCCAGCAGUUGUGCAGGCAUGUUCCUGGAGCCAGGGAAUUGCUCUGGAACUUAGGGUUCUGGUAGGUGAUUUGUUAAGUGAGUGAAAUGUGACUGGUGUUUUGCUGGGAAGAGGACUCUGGGGAUGUUGCUGCUUAUGGCUUCCUUGCCCUCAGCACAUGUCAAAUGCCAGAUACUUCAUUCUGUAAAGCUCAGGACACAUAGCCCGCUUCUUCCUCAAGCUCGGCUGAGACUGAACCUCUGCUUCACAGCUACGACCCUGGGAGGUCAUGUCCAUCCCCCAACCCACAUCCCCAGAUGCCUCCUUGUCUCACAGGGACUAGCCUGCUCUUUUGUGAGAACCAGCUGUAUCCCCACAGCCCUCAAAGGCUCUGAGGAACCCUGGUUGGCAGAAAGUACGGUUAGCACCUUUAGGCUGCCUUGGAGGUGGAAGUACAAAAAGGUUGUCACCGGGAAAUGGUAUUCUCCAGAUGGGAGCGGCCAUUGGAAGGCCUAGAGGUACCAUGCUGCUGCCUUAGGUACUCCAGGCCUCUCCACACCUGACUCAGCUCAAAUAGACUCUUCCUGGGUCCUGAGUGUGAGGGCUCCCUGAGAGCUACUUGAGAAAAUUGGGCUUUGUGGUGCGUGGGUUAUAACUCACAUGGCUGCAGCCAGUGUGACUUCCCCUGGCUCCCUAGAACUGCUGCAGCCUGGCUUCUCCAAGACCCUUCUGGGGACAAGGUUAGAAGCCAAGUACCUGUGUUCAGCCUGCAGAAACAUCCUGCGGAGGCCAUUCCAGGCCCAGUGUGGGCACCGCUACUGCUCCUUCUGCCUGACCAGCAUCCUCAGCUCUGGGCCUCAGAACUGUGCUGCCUGUGUUCACGAAGGCCUGUAUGAAGAAGGCAUUUCUAUUUUAGAGAGCAGUUCGGCCUUUCCAGAUAACGCUGCCCGCAGAGAGGUGGAGAGCCUGCCAGCCGUCUGUCCCAAUGAUGGAUGCACCUGGAAGGGGACCUUGAAAGAAUACGAGAGCUGCCACGAAGGACUGUGCCCAUUCCUGCUGACUGAGUGCCCUGCGUGUAAAGGCCUGGUUCGCCUCAGCGAGAAGAAGCACCACACUGAGCAGGAAUGCCCCAAAAGGAGCCUGAGCUGCCAGCACUGCAGGGCACCCUGUAGCCAUGCAGACCUGGAGCUACACUACGAGGUCUGCCCCAAGUUUCCCUUAACCUGUGAUGGCUGUGGCAAGAAGAUCUCUCAGGAGAAGCUUCAGGACCAUGUCAGAACGUGCAGUAAGUGCCGGGUCCUCUGCAGGUUCCACGCCAUCGGCUGCUCGGAGCUGGUGGAGACUGAGGACCUGCAGGACCACGAGCUGCAGCGUCUACGGGAACAUCUGGCCCUACUGCUGAGCUCGUUCCUGGAGUCCCAAGCCUCACAGAACCAGGUGGGGCCAGAGCUGUUACAGCGGUGCCAGAUUUUGGAGCAGAAGAUAGCCACCUUUGAGAACAUUGUCUGCGUUUUGAACCGGGAGGUAGAGAGGGUAGCAGUGACUGCAGAGGCUUGUAGCCGGCAGCACCGUCUGGACCAGGACAAGAUUGAGGCCCUAAGCAACAAGGUGCAGCAGCUGGAGAGGAGCAUCGGCCUCAAGGACCUGGCCAUGGCUGACCUGGAGCAGAAGGUCUCAGAGUUGGAGGUGUCCACCUAUGAUGGGGUCUUCAUCUGGAAGAUCUCCGACUUCGCCAGAAAACGUCAGGAAGCCAUCGCUGGCCGGACACCUGCUAUCUUCUCCCCAGCCUUCUUCACAAGCAGAUAUGGCUACAAGAUGUGUCUCCGGGUCUACUUGAAUGGCGACGGCACUGGGCGGGGAACUCAUCUGUCUCUCUUCUUCGUGGUGAUGAAAGGUCCCAAUGAUGCUCUCUUACAAUGGCCUUUUAAUCAGAAGGUGACUUUGAUGUUGCUGGACCAUAACAACCGAGAGCAUGUGAUCGACGCAUUCAGGCCUGAUGUAACUUCGUCCUCCUUCCAGAGGCCUGUCAGUGACAUGAAUAUCGCCAGUGGCUGCCCCCUCUUCUGCCCGGUGUCCAAGAUAGAGGCCAAGAAUUCCUACGUGCGGGAUGACGCCAUCUUCAUCAAAGCUAUUGUGGACCUGACAGGACUCUAGCCACCCUACUAAGAGCAGCAGCUCAGUGACGAGCUGUCACAUUAGGCCAGCCAGGGCCUUCCCACACGAGGGUGGGCAGGUUUGGUGUGAAUGCCGAAUGCCGGGGAGGACCUCAGCCUAAAGCCAAUCACCAUCACACAGACAGGCAGGAAGGAGCCUCCAGUUGGUCCUCAACUGGUAAACUGAGUUGGAGGGUCAGCUGAGCUCAGGGUCCUGGGGGAACCAGCUGGGGAUCUUCUCUUGCUGUAUUUUCUGUCUGGGGAAGGGAGACACCCUUUGGUGGGGUACUCAGAAAGGGCCUCUCAAGAGAGAGCCUCAAGAGCUGCACCAGGAGCAAGAGUGAUUGGCCUUCCCCAGCCCAGCCUUUGGGAAAGAGGCAGGGGCUGCCCAGGAAAGGCAUGCGCCUGCAGAGUGCAGCCCAGGAGAGAAGCGCUCUGGGACAUAGGCACGCACUGGAGCAGGGCCUGCCUGGGCUGCACAGCCCUGCCAGGUGGCCUGUAUGGAGGAGAAGUGAUUAAACUAUUCAGAUGUC
Molecule: messenger RNA, 5131 nt
Organism: Rattus norvegicus (Norway rat)
Lineage: Eukaryota; Metazoa; Chordata; Mammalia; Rodentia; Muridae
Source: RefSeq, a predicted model, not a curated record